CAGGAGGCACCUGCAUCCCGCAUCCUGCUCCGGUCCUGAACCGGGGGCACCCGAAUCCUGAACAGACUGCAUCCCCGACCGAGGGGAACCCCCAUCCUGCUCCAGCCCGGAGCCGGAAGGUACCUGUAUCCAGAAUCCUGGUCUGGUCCUGAACGGGCAGGACCCGCCCCGUGCUCUGGUCUCGAAGCGGGAGGGACUCGCCCCCAGAACCGGCAGGGACUCCCGCCUUGCUCCGGUGGGAAGGACUCGGGUCCCUGAAUGCCCUGAAUCGGGAGGAAUCUGCUCCCCGGUGAAGCUGUAGCCGAGCCCGGGGGGACCCGCACCCCAAACCAGCUGUGCCCGAAUUAGGAGGGACCCGCACCCCAUCCAGCUGUGCACCCCAGUCCAGCUGUGCCUGAGCUGGGAGGGACCCACACCCUAAACCAGUGAAGCCCUGGCAUGGCCGGACACCCCGUUCUAGCUGCACCUGGAGACAGGAGGGUGAACCCCAAAGGGGCUGCACCCUGAACCAGAAGGGCCCUGUGCCCUGGACCAGCCUUGCACCCCAAACCAGCUGCCCCUGGACUGGGAGGUGCCCUGUCCUGGACCAGCCCUGCACCCCAAACUGGAUGCACCCUGAACCAGGAGGGACCUGCACUCCAAACCAGGUGUCUGCCCCAAACUUGUCGGCCCCUGAUCCUGCUGUGCCCUGAACCAGGAGGGAUCUGCACCCCAAAGAAUCUGUGCGCUCUAAACUGGAAGGGACCUGCACCCCAAAACAUCUGUGUGCCCUAAACCAGGAGGAACCUGCACCCUAGUCCUGCUGUACCCUAAACCAGGACGGACUUGAACCCCAAAGCAUCCCUGUGCCCUAAACCAGGAGGGAUCUGCACCCUAAACCAUCUGCGUGCCCUGAUCUUGCUGUGCCCUAAACUGGGAGGGACCUGCACCCCAAAGCAUCCCUGCACUCUGAGCUGGAAGGGAUCUGCACCCCAAUCCUGCUGUGCCCUAAACCAGGAGGGAUCUGCAGCCCACCCCAUCCGUGUGCUGGCUCUGGCUCUGUGGGGACACGAUGGAUGACGCUCUGCCUGUGGAAGCGGAGCUGGAGCAGCAGUGGUUGUCCAACAGCUCCCUGAACGAGUCCCUGUCCAACCAGUUUGUGCAGCCCCCGUGGCAGGUGGCCCUGUGGGCCGUGGCCUACGCCCUGAUCGUGGUGGUGGCGGUGGUGGGGAACGUGGUGGUGAUGUGGAUCAUCCUGGCCCACAAGCGCAUGAGGACGGUCACCAACUACUUCCUGGUGAACCUGGCGUUUGCCGAGGCCUCCAUGGCUGCCUUCAACACCGUGGUGAACUUCACCUACGCCAUCCACAACGAGUGGUACUACGGGCUCUUCUACUGCCGCUUCCACAACUUCUUCCCCAUCGCCGCUGUCUUCGCCAGCAUCUACUCCAUGACGGCCAUCGCCCUGGACAGGUACAUGGCCAUCAUCCACCCUCUGCGCCCUCGGCUCUCAGCCUCGGCCACCAAGGUGGUCAUUGGGGUCAUCUGGCUCCUGGCAUUCCUGCUGGCCUUCCCACAGGGAUAUUAUUCCAUGAUGGCAGAGCUCCCAGGACGACUGGUGUGUCUGGUGGAGUGGCCGGAGCCCGGGACACACGUGUACGGAAAAACGUACCACUUCUGCAUGACCAUCCUGAUCUACUUCCUGCCCCUCCUGGUCAUAGGCUGUGCCUACACCGUGGUGGGACUCACCCUCUGGGCCAGUGAGAUCCCCGGGGACUCCUCCGACCGCUACCACGAGCAGGUCUCGGCCAAGCGGAAGGUGGUGAAGAUGAUGAUCAUCGUGGUGUGCACCUUCGCGCUGUGCUGGCUGCCCUACCACAUCUACUUCACCCUGCAGUACUUCCACCCCGAGUGGUACUUCCAGAAGUUCAUCCAGCAGGUCUACCUGGCCAUCAUGUGGCUGGCCAUGAGCUCCACCAUGUACAACCCCAUCAUCUACUGCUGCCUCAACGACAGGUUCCGCGUGGGCUUCAAACACGCGUUCCGGUGGUGCCCCCUGGUCAGCGCGGGUGAGUACGAGGGGCUGGAGCUGAAGUCAGCCCGGUACCUGCAGACCCAGAGCAGCGUCUACAAGGCCAGCAGGAUGGAGACCACCGUGUCCCUGGCCGUGGGGGUGGCGGAGGAGGAGCUGGAGGAGCCCUCCAAGGCCAAGCGUCUCUCCAUAGAUGUGACCUCCAACGGCUCCUCCCGCAGCGACUCCAAAACCGUCUCCGAGAGCUUCAGCUUCUACUCCAACACCCUCACCUGAGGAGCUCCCUCAGCUCCAUCAGCCACUCCUGAGGUGCCACCACCCCCCUGCCCUCACCGGGACGCUCCAGGGCUCCACCCAUGGCCCUGGUUUGUGAUGUGCUGGUGUUUUCUGUGGUGUUUUGUCAUCUCCCACUCGCUCGCCAUCCCCGGGCGAGCCCAGGAGGGAAAGCUUUGGAUUAGUUCCAUGUGUUCCAUCAUGGCCUGUGUGGAGAGGGUGCAGGAAUGGGACAGAGCUGGCUCUUCCUCCAAAACUGUGAUUACAACUUGGCAGGAGCUUCCCAUGUUCUCAGCAAGGAUCUCCCAGUGCAUCCCAUGCCUCUGGAAAAUGAGCCUGUCCUGCGCUUUCCCCCUUCCCACCUUUAAUUUCGUUCUGCCUGUCACUCCCAGUUGGAUAUCUGGGGGGAUAUUUAGUUCCAAAAUCCAGGAAAAAUGUUGUUUUCGACAUCAGGAGCCCGGACAUCCAUUGGGAAUCAUCAUCCUUUUGGAGCUUCAGUCAGAUCCAGGAUUUUCCAUGUGGUCUUGGCUCUUCUCCAGCACCCACAUGGAUGGUCUCCUGCUGUGUCUCCAACCACAGCUCAUCCAGCAGGGCUCUCCCAAAGGAUUCCUGACCUAAGCCAGGCUUUGCUUGCUCUUAAUCAACCACGUGUGCCAAAAACAAUCACUGUGACUUCCUAGAAAGCCCAAGGUGAUGCUCCUUGGACAGAUCCUGGAAUCCUGUGGAGGUCUGGAAAAGGAGAGACCACAUUGAAAUGUUUUUCAUACCCUGGAAAUGGAUUCCAUCAGAAAAAAUAAGGUUUGAAGGGAGAUGAAGAUUUUUCCAGACUCUUUUUAUUCAGAGGAGGGUGAAAUGAUUUACCUCCACAUUCUGGAUUUCAUUUAAUCAGGGAAUUUGUUUUUUUUUUCUGUUGCAGAAAACAUGAAGUUUAUGAUGUGUGCAUGGAUACAUGGAAUAUUUUAGUCCUGCUCAGAUGGAUAAUUUUCCCUGGGGCUGCUCAAGGGCUCCUUUGGUCAUCAAAUGGAUGAACACACCCUCAGAGGGGGGAAAAAAGCAAACAAAAUGAGAUGUGGACAAAUGUGGCUUGUUGGGGACAAACCCACAAGUUUGGGGGCAAUCUAAUUGAUGGUCCAAUCCCUCAUUUUUGGUGUAGAAAUCAGGCUCCUAAAUGGAUUCACUGAAGGAAUGAGAGAUGAACAGUGGAGACACACACAGGGCAAGGAAAGGUUAUUUUCAAGCAGCUGAACAUCAGACCCUGCUGAGCAGCCAGAGGUCUCUGGGAGUAAAAAAGGAAUGACUUUUGGGGCUUUUCAACUCCUCAGGCUCCAAACUGGCUGUUGGAAGAGCUAGUCCUGGAUAAAUCCCAGCCCUGAUGGCUCUUGGAGAUAAACACCCACAUAUUUAAGGAAUUACUCCAGCAGAAAUUCAAUGAAUGGGCAAAUCCAGGACCAACAAAAGAGGAUUGACAAGAACGAUCAUUUUUACCCCAAAUCCUGCCAAGUGCCCUUAGAGGAAGAGCUCUUCCACCCUCUUCCCAACCACAAUGUGCUCUGGACACACCCUGGAAUACACUUUUCCUCCUUAAAUUCUUAAUUCUUGUCGCUUUAGGACACAUUCCUGUGUCUCUGUCUCCUGAACUCUGGGAUCCUGGAGAAGGGGAAUGGCAGGACCCUGCCUGGGGGGUUGGUUUUCCAUAACUCCACCAGUCCCAGGGGUGGCAAUUGAAGAUUCCAAGGUUUUAACUCCAGGGAUGGACAAGGAAACCUUUCCCACCCAGUCCAUAGGAGCCAAUACCUGAGAAGGUGCUACAAACCAGAGCCAAAAUCUGAUUUAUUUCCAGCUGCCAACCCAAAUUCACAAUGUAAGGACACCAAAUAUCUCCACAUGGUCCAGAAAGGUGAAUAAAGCAAGGGGAGAUUGGCUCAAACCCCUCACAGGAGAGUUUGUGUCGGGUUUUAAGCCUCCAGAAGUCAGAAUUUAUGGGAAAAACCAUAAAUAUCUCUCUCUAUGUGUAUAUUUAGAUAUUUAUAACCAUGCUGCCCUUUUGGCCUCUGUGUUUUAUGCCCCAAGGAUGAUCUUUGAGAUGAUCAUGAGAAGGGCAAAGCAAUGACAAGUGUCUUCCCACAGGCAAGGCUCAGCCUGAGACGUGGGACAACCCCAGGGAGUGAGGGGAGAUUCAAUUCAAACAGACAGUUUACAGCCUGAAAUGCUUCUUGGGCAUCUUGUAUCUCUUGAAAUAAAGUGGGAAAAAUUCCCACCUGUUGUAAAUAGUGUUGAUGAUCCCAGUGGAGCCUGACCAGGAUGAUGGGAAUGUGUCAGGGGAUUGUCCAAGAGCUGGUGAUCAAUGUAAGAAAACCAAACUGUUGUGUGUAAAUGGGUACAACACCCAAACCUGGUCUUCCUUUCUCCCCUCCAAGUGCCAAGUUAUUUGCUGGGGGAGGCAGGAACAGGGACAAGGAUCUUUUCACAUUUAGGAUCUUGGCCAUCCCAAGAUGGGAUGUUUGGUCCCUGUUCACUCAUGUGACAAACAUAGAAUGGUUUGGGUUGGAAGGGACCUCAAAGCCCAUCCCAUUCCACCC
This is a messenger RNA of Chiroxiphia lanceolata (lance-tailed manakin), 4863 nucleotides long. It is a transcript of the gene TACR1, whose product is annotated as tachykinin receptor 1. The record is from RefSeq and is a predicted model, not a curated record. Lineage: Eukaryota; Metazoa; Chordata; Aves; Passeriformes; Pipridae. Gene Ontology annotation, biological process: positive regulation of flagellated sperm motility; G protein-coupled receptor signaling pathway. Gene Ontology annotation, cellular component: plasma membrane; sperm midpiece. Gene Ontology annotation, molecular function: substance P receptor activity. The transcript is spliced from 6 exons. Bases 1052 to 2287 code for a protein of 411 amino acids.